Molecule: messenger RNA, 5361 nt
Organism: Echinococcus granulosus
Lineage: Eukaryota; Metazoa; Platyhelminthes; Cestoda; Cyclophyllidea; Taeniidae
Product: Rap guanine nucleotide exchange factor 2
Exons: 21
Coding region: 1-5361 (1786 amino acids)
Biological process (GO): Ras protein signal transduction; positive regulation of GTPase activity
Cellular component (GO): plasma membrane; apical plasma membrane
Molecular function (GO): guanyl-nucleotide exchange factor activity
Source: RefSeq, a predicted model, not a curated record
AUGGGUUCGGAGAACUCCGAAAUUCUGCGAAUACUGGAGACACCUCCUGAUAAGCGAUCCAGUGAGCUGAAUCACUGUGCACUACGCAAGCAGCAUCCACAUUCACGUACCUUCUUCGAUGCCUCCAAAAUCAUGCAUGUACUAACACUCGUGGGGAAGGUGUCUCUAGUCACGACAAGUGAUGAUACCCUGGCAGCACAAUAUGCAGUGGAGCUGAUACGGGUACACGACUUCCUGGGCAGCAUCGAGGGUCUGCAGCACCUGCGUCCGCGUAGCCAUCGAGAGGCGGCGCUGCAAGAGACCGCGCGCCUCGCCCGCCUGAUGCGAGUGCGCGGUGAAUCCCUCCUCUUUCGUCGAGGCGACCCCGCCUCCGCUUGGUUCAUUCUCCUCUCCGGAUGCGUCCUCAUCGACCACUCCAUGUUCCUACCGCGCAGUUGUUUCGGUACUCGACUGAACGGCAGCCAAGUGCGUCAUCAGGAUUGUUUCGUAUUGGAGGACUCCGAUCUUGUUGCGAUCGCCUACGUGGAUCGGGAUCCCCCGCCGCUAGUCGCAGCCUCGCCACGGACUCAACUCCAGCCUGCAUCGAAUAAGAAGGGCGUUCUGCCUCCUGUUGGUGAAGCAUCAGGAGCGAAGAAAUCGCCACAGAAGCAGCAGCAGCAACAUACUCCAGAGCGGCAGUCCUCGCUGUCAGAGAGCGACUCGGCGAUUGCACGCACCAUGACAACAACUUCGAACAGCAGCAACACCAGUCUCCAUUGCGCUGUUGGUGUAGACUCGGACUCUGAUCUCGAUGGUGGUGGUGGUGAUGGUGCGGAGGAUGACGACGGUGGUGGUAGCGAUGUUGACAAUGAGGAAGAUGAGGAUGACGAGGAAGAGGAGGAUGAGGACGACGAAUUUGACUCAGGAAGUAGCAGUCAUGAGUCCCUACGUGACAGCUUCUGGGAUGCUCUGUUGAAAGAGCCACGUCUGAGGACAACUGCGGAUGUGGAAGUACUUGUGGAAAACGUUCAGAAGUUACCGGCCUUCUCAAACCUCUCGGAGGGUACGCGGACCGCGCUCUGUCGCCUCAUGCUGGUGGCCGUGGUGCGCGAGGCCAGUCAAGUGGUCCUCUCCGACGGUGAGAUCCUUGAUACCUGGUCCGUCAUCCUCAACGGCACUGUGGAGGUUGUGGAUCCAGACGGAACGAUUCGUGAGCUGACCAGUGGUGAUGCUUUCGGAGUCCGCCUACCACCGUCACCGAAUGCAGACGGGGCGAUGAGUGGAGGCACACUGGUGGUGCAACGCCAUCGAGGGCAAAUGCGCACGGUGACAGAAGACUGCCAGUUUGUAUGCGUUGCCCAGGCUGACUACUUCCGCAUCAUGGCGCAGGCCGCUGACGCUGAGGUGCCGGAGGUGGAGGAGGACGGGGGCCGAGUGGUCCUCGUCUACGAAGACAUUCGAAAGGACGCCGCUCCCGCCUCCACUGAUGCCGACGUCCCGCCCCUUGCUCCCUCCUCUCCCUCUUCUGCGAUAGUCUCACGCGUCGUCAUUAAGGGCACACCGGAGAAACUCAUUGACCACUUGAAAUCACCGGAAUCAAGCGAUCCGAGCUAUCCGGAGGACCUACUCCUUACCUACCGCACCUUUCUGCCAACACCUGCGCUGCUGGUGCGUCGCCUGUUAACGUGGUGGGAGGAGGCGCUACCGGCGGACCGCAUUUUACGCUCACGCAUUCAACGCUACGUGGUGCUGUGGGUGCACAACCACCCCGCUGAUUUCUACGACCGGCCGGCGAUGCUGCACUUCCUGGAGACAUUCAGCGAUCUCCUUCAACGUGACAGUGGCAACCGACGCCUCCUCCACCUUGCCUGCUCCACCCGCGCACGCCCUCGCACCGUCUCAGUGACAUUGACCCUGAUAGUGGCCCCUGGCGCCGCCUGCCACAUCAUACUACCCUGUGUGCUAGUUGGCGGGCAGGGUGAGUUUGGCAUUUUUGUAAACCAAGCAGAGGAAGUCGGCGGUGCUACCCACGGAGGGGGUGGAGAGGGCUACGAGGUUCGACCAGCGUUGCGACGGGCCGAUCAAUUGCUGGCGCUGCAACAGAUGAGUGUGGAGGGGCUCUCGCUGGCUCAGCUGGCAUCUUUGUUGGCAUCUCUGGUACUGAGCUCCAAUCGACAACCGCCUGGAACCACCACAACUCGGACGCUCACGUUCUCGGUCAUAUUUAACCCCUCUCAGUUCUACGAGCUCAUGUCCAAUGUGGGCGAACUGAACUCCCGAUUGACCUCCAAAAAUCGAGCCACUGUCAUCUCCACCAGGGAUGAUCACUUCAACGCAUUCGAGGUGGCCUCCAUUCAGGAGGGCCUGAGCCUUAUCAACGCUUCUUCUCGAGCUGCUGGAAUACCCUCCUCUUCCAUUGACAACUGGGUGGAACGACAGCAACAACAAAAAUGUCAACGUCUUCCUGGUGAACAGUCGCACCUCGUUCGGGGUGCGGUUUCGCUCCGUUACCCGCCUGGCGCCCCACACCCGCGGUCUCCUCUUCCCCCCGUUAGACCAUCUGCUACCGCCGAAACGUCUCUUCUUCCCUCCACUUCCUUUGAUCCCUCUUCCUCCUCGGGACUCACUCGCUCCUCCUCGCAGCCAGAUUUAACCAUCACUGGGGCUGGCGGCAGGAGUAGAGGCGACCAGCCACAGGGUGCGUGGUGGGGUGGGGCCUCCUCCGCAUCGGCAGGAAUGGGUGAGGCCGGAGGAAUGUCGGUGAUCCGUGUGUGGCGCUCGCUGGGCGCGGAAGCGAAGGACCAGGUGAGCAAGCUAGUGCCUCUCCACCCGCGCACCAUCGCACGUACCGCUGUCCGUCUCGCUGCCCAGGAGUUUAGCAUCGAUGUCGACGAUGUUGCCGCGGAGUUCUGUCUCUGUCUAGUCACUGUGGACGAGGGACCGAUCAUGAAACAGAGUCGAAUCGCAGACAACAUGGACGAUUUGGCCAAUCGAAUCGCAUUGAACUCGCGUUACUACCUCAAACCUAACCGCGUGUCCGAUGUUCUCAUCACCGACGAGGUGGCCAAAGUCAUCUAUCAGGAGAGCCGCGUCUCCCUCACCCAACUAUCACCGGAGGAGGUUGCCAUCCAACUGACCUUGGAUGACUUCUCUAUUUUCCGUUCCAUCGAAGCUGCGGAAUUCGUCGACAAGGUGUUCGGUCUCACCCCUCCAGCCUCUUCUGCUCUUGAUGGCUGUAGCAAUAGCAGUAACAACGAGAACAUCGACAACGACGGUGGAGGUGGAGGCGGAUUCGCAACGGGUUGUGGAAAUCUGGACGCCUUCGCAGACGUGGUCAAUAAAGAGGCCUACUGGGUGCCCUCUGAGCUGUGCGCUGAGACCAGUCUCCCCAAACGUGUCGAUAUGCUCAAGAGAUUCAUCAAGAUAGCGAAGUUGUGCAGAGAUCUGCGAAAUUUCAACACCAUGUUCUGCAUCCUCGUGGGAUUGCACAUGUCGCCGGUGGAACGUCUGCGGCAGACCUGGGAGCGCCUUCCCAAUAAAUACGUCAAGAUGAGUCGCGACCUCGCUUUGGUGUUGGACCCCUCACGAAACUUCGCGCACUACCGCAACCUCCUCACCUCGCCGCCGCAGUCGCCGCAAACGGGGGCGCAGUGUCUCCCUCUCGUGCCCUAUCUACCACUGGUGUUGAAAGACCUAACCUUCAUUCACCUAGGCAACCCCUCACGCAGCCCCGCCACCUCCGCCUCCUCGUCUGCCUGCCCUCAACUCAUCAACUUCGCCAAGCUGCGCAUGUUCGCCAAGGAGAUUCGCUCCCUCCGUCGAAUGUGUGACAUCGAGUACGAUCUCCCAUUGGCCCAACGCCUCCUCCAAUCAGGCGGCACCUCGAAUAAAUUCUCUUUUCUAUUGGCUCCUGGAGGUGGCAGCGGCAAUGCCACCACGAUUGAUAUUUCAGCACCACAACAGCAGCACCAACAACCAUCUCUACCAACCUCCUCUGCUUCCAACAUUUCCACUGCUUCCGCGUCCUCCGCCACUGAUUCUGUAAACAAUCAAGGCUCACAUAUACAACCAAAAAAGUCCAGUGAUGGAGGCGGUGUUGUCUCGUUGAUGAGUGGUGCCACCUCCCUUCUCCUCUCCACCGCCUCCGGUGCUGGCUCUUCACCAACUCGGGUGACAGUACCCAAUCUGGGAGGUGUUGCUUGGGGUGGGAUGAAAAAAGCCAAAGUGAAGGCAAUGUAUGCGGCGUGGCAGAUGCGCUUGCGAGUGCGCACCUACAUGGCGGGUUUACGAGUAACUGAGGACCUGGAUCGGUUGGCGCAGCUUUCGCAUCGGGCGGAAUCCGGUGGCGCCACUUCUAAGGAGGCCACUCCCACCCCUACACCUGCUCCCGCACCGCCUCAGCAUCCACUACCGCCAUCGGUAGCGGUGGUGGGUGGAAAAUCAGCUUUCGUGGCUGAAUCUCCUCCUUCGAAAUCUCAACUGCCACCGACACCACCACAAGUAACCGUCAUUUCCACAGCUGCCGCCAUGGUACCCACAUCCAGUGCGACCGCCACUAUCUCUUCUCACCGCUCCAUCUUCGGUAACCAGUCGAUCGAGGAUGCUCGAAAGCUCAUUGCUCUACAGGAGCGAACCUCGCGUCGCCGCAUGCGAAUGUGUGCGGUCCCAACAUACCCACAGCAACAGCACUAUCACCAUUACCACCAACAGCUGUUGCAUCCUCAGCAAUAUUGCCACUACGGCGUGCGCUAUCAACACUACCUGUCCAACGGUGUGCCCGCUUAUGUAGUGGGAGAUCAGAGGACGGGUCAGAGGGGUCGAUACCUUCCUCCCCCCACCACCAAUGUCUAUCACCUCCAACUCCACCAGCAGCACCAGCAAUACCGCCAGCAACAGCAGCAGCAGCAAACGUCAGCGAUGGCUGCAGCACAAUGGGUGGCACGACAACAACAGAUGGCAUUGCCAAGUCAGCAGCGGAGCAGAUUCCAUUCUCCACCACCACCACCACCACCUCCACCGCCUCCUCCUGCGCCACCACCACUGCCACCUCAACACUCGAUGCCGCCGAAACAACCACCAGCGUAUGAUUAUGCUAUGAUGUUGAAGAUGCAGCAGCAGCAGCAACAACAGCAGCAGCAGAUGCGAAAUGUUGGGGGUUUCGUGCGAAGAUCGAGCGAACCGCCUCCACGGGGUGGUGUGGGAGGACCACCAAGAGUCACCUCACCGGCUUUGGUUCAUCGACACCCUUCGCCCCAAGGCGCUAUGCAAAGACCACCGCUUCCCUCCUACCACGAGGUUGUGGCGAUGAAGCAGCACCAACAGCAUUUGGGCGCUAGUGUUCAGCCUCUUACACGUGGACAAGAUGGUCGACCAGUGCGAUGA